Molecule: messenger RNA, 1170 nt
Organism: Strongylus vulgaris
Lineage: Eukaryota; Metazoa; Nematoda; Chromadorea; Rhabditida; Strongylidae
Source: the annotation of a GenBank genome assembly
GGUAUGGCAUUUUCUCUCUAUGAAAGGCAAUACCUUGGAAUUCAUGGUCUUCUCCCACCCGCUUUUAUGACUGAGGAGCAGCAAGCCUACAGGGUUAUGGCGAAACUUCGCGAGCAGCCUGAUGAUUUGGCUAGGUAUAUCCAACUUGAUGCGCUUCAAGAUCGUACAGAAAAGCUGUUCUAUCGUGUGUUAUGCGACAACAUCAAAGAGCUUAUGCCGAUCGUCUACACUCCUACAGUCGGAUUAGCAUGUCAGAAGUUUGGCUUUAUUUAUAGGAGCCCAAAAGGUAUUUACAUAACCAUCAAUGACAACAGCAUUAGCAAAAUCUAUCAAAUUCUAAGCAAUUGGCCUUCGAAGGAUGUUAGGAGCUUACUGAAUGAUCCUUUCUACACUGGCCUACGACGAAAACGAGUACGUGGAGAAGAGUAUGACAAACUUUUGGACAACUUUAUGAAAGCCUGCACUAAGAAGUACGUUUACCCAUUGCUUCAGGACAUGCCACCCACAAAGAAUCUCCUAGAAGUCGUGAAAACUGUAAAGCCGGAUGGACUUAUAGGCGCCUGUACGGUAGGUGGAGUCUUCACGGGUGAGAUUAUUUCGGAAAUGGCUCGUAUCAAUAAGCGACCAAUCAUUUUUGCCCUAUCAAACCCUACAAGUAAAGCCGAAUGCACAGCUGAGGAUGCUUAUCGGAUGACAAAUGGUUCCGUCCUUUUCGCAAGCGGUUCUCCAUUCGAAAAUGUUGAACUUGACGGUAGAAUAUACAAACCUGGGCAAGGAAACAAUGCCUACAUCUUCCCAGGAGUAGCGUUGGGAGCCAUACUUUUCAAAGCGAAACACAUACCAGAAAUGGCUUUCCUUCUAGCUGCACGACGUUGCGCCAGCUUUGUCAGCGAUAAAUCCUUGGAAAAUUACGCUCGUCUCUACCCUCGUCUCAAGGACAUCCGAGAACUUUCCGUUCUUAUAGCAAAGGAUGUUGGAAAUUACCUAUACGAGCAGAAUUUAGCAACACUUCAUCCAGAACCAGAAAACAAGGACAUGUUUAUACGCCAACAAAUCUAUUCGGUUGAAUACGACGAGCUAAUCAACAAAACUUACGAUUGGCCAGCAAAGGAUAUGAAACACGGGUUCCCGGUGCCAGUUAUAGAGAGAUCAUCAAUGGAUGAUGAAUAA